AUAAACAGGCAAACACAGUACUCCUCCAAUCAAAUCAAACUUCCAAAGAAAAACCAAAAACAAAAAUUUUCGGGGUUUCAGAGCCAUAGUCAGCCACUUCCUCUCUUGGCUCAUUACUGCUUUAUUUUCUGUCUUCCUUCAUUUGCCCAAUCUCUGAAUUCAUCUCGCUAAUCAUCUUUUUUGCAUACCAAUACCUCAAUUUUGUAUCAUUUUCUUUUCCUUUUGUAAACUCGGGGUAUUUUGAAUUCCCCAACCCACUGAAUCGUUGUUGUUAAAGGGUUGCGCCGUGGGAUUCUGCAGAUCUGUGUGAGAAUUCUCUUGCAAGUUCUCAAAUUUAUCAUAAUGCUGAUUUCUGAUUUCUAUAUGCUGAAUUCUGGUUAACUUUCUGUAGGAGUGGCAACGGUGAAGCUAUGCUUUUUUCAUUUUGAUAUUAGCUCGCAGGGAUACAGUAGUACAAAAUCAGCUGUUAGAUUGCAGUACCAGCUCGAUGGAUUCCAUGGGUGGAGGUAACAAUGUGACCAGCAAUGCCAAUUUAGCAUCGAAGCAUCGGCUUCGUUGGACCCAUGAGCUUCAUGAGCAAUUUGUUGAUGCUGUAGCACAACUUGGUGGACCAGAUAGGGCUACUCCCAAAGGCGUUCUUAGAGUUAUGGGGGUUCAAGGGCUAACAAUUUACCAUGUAAAAAGCCACUUACAGAAAUACCGACUUGCCAACUAUCUUCCAGAUUCUUCCUCUGAUGGGACAAAGGCUGAAAAGAAAGAAUCUGGAGACAUGUUUUCUGGUUUGGAUAGUUCAUCAGGAAUGCAAAUAACUGAAGCACUGAAGCUGCAAAUGGAGGUUCAAAAGCGAUUGCAUGAGCAAUUGGAGGUGCAGAGGCAGCUGCAGUUGCGGAUAGAAGCCCAAGGAAAGUAUUUGAAAAAGAUUAUCGAAGAACAACAACGCCUAAGUGGAGCUCUUCCAGAAGCACCCGUCUCAGGUGUUUUUGUACCUGAAGCAGAGGGAAUUUGCCCCGAAUCUGAGAACAAAACUGACCCAGGGACCCCUGCUGCAACGUCUGAGCCCCCUUUUGCCGACAAGCUUGCCAAAGAACGUAAUCCAGCCAAGAGCAUUUCGUUUGAUGAGUCUUUCUCCUCUCACAACGACCCACAAUCACCUGAUUCUGAUUGUCAUGUGUCGUCACCACUUCUCAGCCCAAAUGAGAGACCGGAGAAAAAGCAGCGCGGGAGCACUGACGUUGCAUGCACUACACCAGAAAUGGUUCUGAGCCACUCAGUACUGGAGUCGAGCUCGAGCCCUCCUUAUCAGUAGCCAGAUUCUGAUUUAUUGGGAAGAGAAUAGUCUUAUCAUCAAUCAGGGUUAUCCAUUGCAGGCAAAAACCAGUUAAAGAGGGUCACCAAUAGCGACGAUUAAUCCAUUCUGAUCUAUGCUUAUUCUGUCUAGUUUCUGAAACGCGUGUUUGCAUUAGGUCGAGGAACUUCUGAAACGCGUAUAUAGGUUUAAUGGAAGGAGUAUUUAGGUUUAGAAGCUUAGAUUCUGAGCAGGUGAAUUCUGGAAGAUUAACUAUUCUUUCAGCUAAAUAACCUCUUCUAUCACGCAGGUGAUUGAGUGCCAUGGCUGUUCUUGAUGUUCAGAUUCUCGAAUCUUGUCUUUCCUUUUACAUAAAGCUAUUUUAUCCUCGAACCUAAGUUGGUUAGGUGUCGAAAGAAUCA
Molecule: messenger RNA, 1707 nt
Organism: Salvia miltiorrhiza (redroot sage)
Lineage: Eukaryota; Viridiplantae; Streptophyta; Magnoliopsida; Lamiales; Lamiaceae
Product: myb family transcription factor PHL7-like
Exons: 8
Coding region: 488-1306 (272 amino acids)
Molecular function (GO): DNA-binding transcription factor activity; DNA binding
Source: RefSeq, a predicted model, not a curated record